Zingiber officinale is the source of this 1474-nucleotide messenger RNA. RefSeq names its product ACT domain-containing protein ACR6-like. Bases 1 to 1404 code for a protein of 467 amino acids. The record is from RefSeq and is a predicted model, not a curated record. NCBI's taxonomy places the organism in Eukaryota, Viridiplantae, Streptophyta, Magnoliopsida, Zingiberales, Zingiberaceae. The transcript has 7 exons.
AUGAGCUUUGGGUUUUACAAGACCUCGAGUGAAAUCCAAGAAGAGCAUGAGAAGCUUUUCGUCUUUAUGAAUCCACCAAGGGUCACCGUGGACGACACUUCUUGUAGUGAAACCACUCUGAUAAAGGUUCACAGUGCGAAUAGGCAAGGGAGUUUGUUGGAAGUUGCCCGGGUGUUGGUGGAGUUGAAGCUAGUGAUCAAGAGGGCAUACAUUUGCUCCGAUGGAGAAUGGUUCAUGGAUGUGUUCUAUGUUGUGGAUCAAGAAGGGAAUAAGAUCUCAGACAGAGGAUUUGAAUGUGUACUUGCUGAACGAAUCUUAAAGUCGUUGGAAGAAGGGGAACUUCACCGGCGACCGGCCUCCGUAGACGUCCAAGGGGCCGGGAAGCUGACCUCGAUCGAGCUCGUCGGUCUCGACCGCCCGGGCCUGCUCUCCGAGAUCUCCGCCGUCCUCACCGACCUCCAGUGCAAUAUCGUGGCUGCCGACCUCCAGACCCACAACUCGAAAGUCGCGUCGGUGAUCCACGUCACCGACGCGGCCACCGGCGGCCCCGUCGCCGAAUCCGACCGCCUCUCCAAGAUCCGUCUCCUCCUCGGCAGCGUCCUGAGAGGGAGCGCCAGGACGACCUCCGCCGGCUCCUCCACGCCGACGAGCGACGAGAGGAGGAUGCUCCAGCUGAUGCUGCACGACGACGGCGGAUCCUCCGGUAUCGAGGGCGACCCGGAGCCGUCCCCGGUGACGGUGACUGUGGAAGAUUACGUCGGGAAAGAGUUCACGGUGGUGAACGUGCGGUGCAAGAACCUCCCCGAUCUCAUCUUCCACACCGUCUGCACCCUCACCCACAUGCAGUUCGUCGUCUUCCACGGCGCCGUGGUCGCAGAAGGGCCAGAAGCUCAUCAGGAGUACUAUAUCAGGAAGGAAAAUGGCAUCCCAUUUAUCUCCGAAGAAGAGAGAAUUCAGUUAGCCAAUUGUUUGGAAGCUGCAAUAGAGAGAGGAGAUACAAAGGGCAUGAGGCUGGAGCUCUGCUGCGACGACCGGCCGGGGCUGCUCUCCGACGUGACUCGCGUCUUCAGGGAGAAUGGUCUCUCGGUGUUGCGGGCGCAAGCGUUGACUAGGGGAACUCGAGCCAUGAACUACUUUUACGUGGUGGAUGCAUCGGGGAAUGCAGUGGGGGCGAGCCGCGCCGUUGAUGCUGCGAGGAGAGAAAUCGGGCUGGCCUUUCUCCAUGUCAGGGACGUUGCCGGCUCAAGGUGGUCGACGGAGUCAGUGGCAAAGGCCAAGGCAGAGGAGGGAGGGGCAGUGAAAGAGGAAUGUACAGUCAAAAGCAUUGUAAAGGGGUCACUUCUGCAGUUGUUUACUUGUGUAUCGAGUGGCAUGCGAGCCGCAAGGAACAUGCUUCGGAUGUGAAUAGUGUAGUAUUUCAUUCAAGUCAAAUUUAAUAAUAGAGGAGAUGAGUGUUCUAGAUAAUGACAAAACU